GAGGUAGGAUGGGAAAUUCUUUUUCUUUUUUAAAGAAAGAAAUAAAAGCAAGUUUAUCUUCUCCCCUCCCCUCCCCUCCCGGCAAGGGCGGCAAGCAGCGGCGGCAAUGAAUUGAAAUGCUCGGCGUCGGGGUAGGACUAGGAGCUGCCCCUGCCCCUGCGCUUCCAGUUGCAGCGGUGGUCGUCGCGCCUCGCAAACCCCUUCCCCUCUCCUCCUCCUUUUCUUACCCCGUGCAAACCCUCCUCCGCCGCAACAGGAGGGCUGCUGCCAAACGGGAAGAUGGGAGCAGAAGGUGGUGGUCCGACGACGACGGCUACGAUUACCAUCAGGACGAGGAAGAGGAAGAGGAGGACGACCAAGAUUACCAAGAGGAUGAGGAUGAGUUCCCCUUCCCCAGCUUGGGCUCCCAGCUGUUCGACGAGCCAUGGUUCUCCAAGGUCUUUAAGACUUACGGGUACCUGCUCCCGGUAAUGCUGGCGUCCAUGUUGGUUGCAACCGGGCCGAGGGCUUUCCUGAUGGCAAUGGCGAUCCCGCUCGGUCAGUCUGCCAUAUCGUUUCUGCUCGACGCCAUAUGGGGAAGGAGAAGAAGCAACAGCCGGUGGCAACCACCAUUCGAGGAGGAAAAAGAUUUUCCCGAGUACAGUACUGACUUUGCAACAGGUGGUCGAGGAAACAGAGACAACAACAGUAGCUAUUAUGGGAGGAGGCAGUCAUGGGUUUCAGAAGAUGAUGAUUUUGCUGGUGCUACUUCUGACGGCACCAAGAGCAGCAGCAACGGCAGGGGAGGUAGUAAAAGCGGCGGCGGCUUUGGAGGAUGGGAUGAACUCCUCCAUGACGAUGACAAGCCAUCCCCUGGUGCUGGUGGCUACAGUAGGUAUUACAGCAAGGGGUCGACUCCUCAUGCGAGUGGUGGUGGAGAGGAUGAUGCUGCUGCCAGCCGGAGAGUGGGAGGGGGAGUGGGGGCUCCUUCACCUCCAGCAAGGAGGAGAGCGAGAGGAGGACGAAUGUCGGCGAGUAGCAAGUACAAGCAGGCGCCAUUGUUGAUGCGCUUGCUGGUGGCAAUGUUUCCAUUCCUGGGGUCAUGGUUCAGGCUACUCUGACAAUAUAAUGAUAUAAUGUAUGUGUUGUUCAUUA
Phragmites australis (common reed) is the source of this 1134-nucleotide messenger RNA. RefSeq lists its product as uncharacterized. Bases 117 to 1100 code for a protein of 327 amino acids. The transcript is spliced from 2 exons. The record is from RefSeq and is a predicted model, not a curated record. NCBI's taxonomy places the organism in Eukaryota, Viridiplantae, Streptophyta, Magnoliopsida, Poales, Poaceae.